UAGAAGUUCUCUGUAAUGGAAAAACAACAAACCAGGAAAACAAAGGAAUGGAAAUAUCACACUAGAGCCAUGGAGGAGGUCCUGUAUGAUAUCUAAAAGUAGACAAACACGUCUGUUCACCAAAAGGGAAAGCUCGUAUACUGUGAGUGGGGCGAUAUGACAUAAACUUUGCAAUAUUCAGGAGGUGAAACAAUGAAAAUGGAACCAUUAUUAAACAGGAUGUAAAUAUAUUUGUAUCCAGAUUUUUCCCCCUUGAUGGUCCAUGCUUCUCUGAUUCACAUUCCUGUCCACUGGGGGCGAUGCCGCACAGCAUUGCGGACUACAACAGUACAGAAGAAGACGGUGCUUCCAUGAUAUCAGCCACUGUUUACAUCCAGCAUUUGCUCUAGCACUCAGUAGCGCUUUGCUGGACCUUCUGGCAGAGUUACAUGCGUAUUUAAACGUACUGCAGUAUUAAACAGAUGGCCUUCGCUCUGCCGGUGUGGCUCGCGGUCCAGGAGGAGCUCCUCGCGCACGGCGGAGAGGUGGACUCCGAGUCUCCCAGCUGUUUCGACGAGUUCGAUGAUGAAGCUUUGUUCCAGAUGUUCCACCUCACCAGACCCAGCAUCGUCUUCAUCACGGACAGUAUCCGCAUUCGCAUGAAGAAGGUCUCUCUGAAGAAGCCAGCGCUGCCCGUGGACGCGAUGGUCAUGGUGACGCUCAACUAUUACGCACACGGAGUUUCCUCCGCUACUAUCCAGCAGAGACUCGGACUGACCCAGAACGACUGCCUCGCGAUCAUCUGCACAGUCUCCGGGGUUAUCGCAGGCAUGGCCGAUCAGUUUAUCUCGUUCCCGUUAACCCGAGCAGCCAGAACCAGUGUCGCCUUCAAGAUAGAGAAAUUGUGCGGCAUCCCAGACGCGCUGGGCGUCCUGGCUGCAGCUCACUUCAAGAUCAGAGCCUCUCCGUAUGAGAAGGACACUUUCAGGUCUUUUGUCAACACCUUGGGGUACACGUCGGUCGUGAGCCAGAUCAUCUGUGACUCCGACGGCAACAUAUUGAGUGUCGAAAAGUGUUGUGUGGGCAGCACGUUCGAGCAGGAUUUGUGGGACUCGUCGUUCAAAGGAAGAGAGAUGGAGGAUGAAUUGCAUGGACAUUACUGGGUUAUUGGAGGGAGCGGCUACAACUUAAGCAAACAUGUCUUGACUCCUGUGUUGGAACCCGCAAAUGAGAAGGAGAGCCGCUUCAACCAGGCCCACGCCAAGAUCUACGAUGUCAUGCGGACAACGCUCGGCUCCAUGAAGAGGCGUUUCAGAUGCCUGAUGCAACUUGGCUUUGCGCAAGAAGGCUCUUUGGACAAAAAGUCCAACAUCAUCAAGGCGUGCAGCGUUCUGCACAACAUCUCUAAGAAGUUCUCCGUCCCUCCCCCGCCUGUAGUUGGUAAAAUCGAGCCCCUUCAUCCAGGCAAGCAGCAUUCAGUGUCAGUAGACAUCAACUCAGAGGCCCAAAAAGCCAGACAGGAACUCAUUCAUUGUAACUUCUCGGUUGCCUCCAGCAGGCACGACCCACUGAGUGACACUAUCACAGAGGAGGAUCUUUGAUGACAGUGAGAGUGUUGUUUGCUUUAGGAAGCAAGCAAACAAGAUCCUCAGCACACUGACACAUUAAGGCCACAUUUCUGAAACAAAACCCUGCUUACAAUGUGAGAUUUACACACAGGUUGAAGUGAGCUGCUGUUCUGUGCCAGUUCGACUUUUUUUUUUUUUUUUUUUUUUUGCAGAC
Messenger RNA from Thunnus maccoyii (southern bluefin tuna), 1761 nucleotides. Its product is annotated as putative nuclease HARBI1. The transcript has 2 exons. The record is from RefSeq and is a predicted model, not a curated record. Lineage: Eukaryota; Metazoa; Chordata; Actinopteri; Scombriformes; Scombridae. Bases 462 to 1580 code for a protein of 372 amino acids.